CCGGAAUGUUGGUGCGUAUGAUAAUCAGUGAUAUCUCGAAAAUCUCGACAACCAUUGUUUUAAAUCACGUCUUGUUCCGGUCACAAUUGUUAAUCGCUCAACCAGCCAAUCCCAUCACCACGCUGGCCUUACAAUAUUUUUUAUUCGCAGAUGAGACGCCAACUUCAUCUCGAUGCAUUUUCUAGUGCACUUUUGGAAAGAAAUGAGAAUUAUGAAGGAAACCAGUUUGAAAUAGUCCGAAUGAUUUUUGAAUUAAAUAAUGAAAAUACAAUUAAUUGGAUAAAUAAAAUAUCAAAACGUGCCGGGGAAAUGAAGAGAAUAAAAGAGCAAUUGAAUAUAGACAACCCGGAACUAAAAGAAAAUUUUUAUUUGAAUCCAGAAGGGUUCCAACCAAUUGAAAUAUUUGAAAGAAGCCUCGAUCAGAAUUUUAUAAAAUUUUUGGAAAUAAAAAAAGACGAGGAAAUAAUUAAAAAAGGAAUGGAAAUAUUAAUUAAAAUUAUAAAUAAAUGGAAGUCUAAAAAUGGAUUUAAAGACGACUUUAAAAUUACGGGCAUUUACGAGUUUGGUAUUUGGUUAAUUGAAGAUGUUGAAAUUAAUAUUGUAUUUGAUGACCAUUUAGUUGAAAAAUAUUUUGGUUCUGAAAGGUCUAUUUGUGAACCUUUAAUUUCGAAAAAUUGUAAAGACAAUUCCCUCUAUUGUUUUUUGUGUAGAGAAGGAUUUGUGGGGUUUGAGGUUCGAAAUGUUUUUAAUGUUUAUAUUGUACUGUUCGAGAUCAAUUUUUGUUCAAGAUCUCGUGUUUUUCGUGUCUCCAUUAGUAAUAAUCAUGGUAUUCAUCCGACCCUUCUUUUCAAAGUUCAAGUUCCAAAUCUGGGUAUUUUCACAAUCUCUGGAACAAUUCCGAAUCCUGGGAAAUUUGGGAAAAAGAGAACAUAA
This is a messenger RNA of Meloidogyne enterolobii, 933 nucleotides long. Lineage: Eukaryota; Metazoa; Nematoda; Chromadorea; Rhabditida; Meloidogynidae. The record is from the annotation of a GenBank genome assembly.